AAUGACGACAAAAUGACUAAUGCCAUCAUAUCCUGAUAGCACAUGCGUUUACACACACCACCGUUCAUUCAAACAGGCUCUCGUCUGGUUUGCUUGUUCGCUCGCUCUCUUCUCUCUUGUUUUCACUGACAGAUUAGACUGACAACUUUCAAAUCAGAUGGAUGCUUGUUAAGUCUUCUUAAGUGUUGGUAAGUGAGAGAGAAAAAAAGGACGACCCAAACCACCGGGAUCUCAUUCAUCGGAAUAUUACCAAAAUAUUGUAUUUUUAUUGUUGAUUUGCUUGAUGUAGGACCGUCACUAGCUUCCUCGGAGUAUUUACCGUUUCAGUUUCAACAAUAUACAUUGUAAAAAAAAAAAAAAUAUAUAUAUAUAUAUAUAUAGUUUUAAUUUUCUCUGCAACGAAAUGUUCAUAGAUCAGCUUACAACAUUUUCUUUCAUAAAUGACAUAAAGAAGCUUCGUCCUCCAAAUCGGAAGUGUAUAGAUGAACACUUAUCUCAAGUAAAAGAGAAAAGCAAGCUUCAUAAACAAUAUGUAAAUGAAGAAGAAACUGUUCGACAGACAUUGAAAGAUGUGUACACUGAACGGACUGAAUACACUAAACUGCAAAGUCGGACUAUUUCAGAUUUAAAAUUACUUAAAUCAGAAAUCAUUCAAAAGAACAAUACCUUGUCAAAUUUGCAAUCAGGUUUAACGUAUAAGAAUGAAAACAAGAUAAAUGAAGCUAUCAAGAAUUUGGAGCGGCAAUUAAACUGUAACAACUUUACACUUCGUGAAGAAAAGAAAAUUGUUGCAGAGAUAGACAGCUUGAAGAGAUCUAAGAAACCUUUAGCGAACUAUAGGGCACAAAAGAAAGAAAUUGAUGAACUCAGGGCACAACAGACGAAAAAACGCAAAGAAAAUGAUGAUUACUAUCACAAAAUUGUUCACCUUCGGGAUAAAGAAGAAGAAAAACAAAAACGUUUAGUGUUCUUACAGAAAAGCAUUAAAGAACUGCAUUCAGAAAUUGAAACGUUAGAAGAACAAAAGAGAAUACUUUUAGCUGAUUUCAAGAAACAAGAAAAAGACUACAAUGUCAUGAAAGACAUUGCUCGUAAGAAGAAACACAAACGUACUCAACCUCAAGAAGAAGAAAAAACACAGCAUGAAAAAAUAACUAAUUAUAUAAGGGAAGAAACAGUUGCUUCUCCAAACCCUAAUGCCAAACGUAUUCAGCAUUGCAACAUAUUAAUUAAUUACCUACAACAGUUUACCAGUUUCAAUGCAGUUUUAGGUUCUAGUCCAUUACCCUCACCAUCAGAGGAAUUUGUAUCUAUUCCAGGUCCUGCUUUAGAGAUCAAAGAUGAUGAUGGAGCCAAAUAUGUUUUAUUAAAGAAAAGCAAUGAUACCUUCUUUAAAGAAUUUAGUGUAAAUAAUCGGCAAAAUAGAAAAAGUCGGAAAGGACGGAAAAAAACUUGUAACAAGCCUUUAGCACAUUCUCCGGAGAUAUUUUCUUUGUUUGAAAGUGUUAAUUUACCACCCACUUCAAAUUUCUGUGACAUUUUCUCAACAAUUGAUAAACUCCAACAGUUAAAGAACCAACUAGAAAAAGCGGGACUACAAAAGGAUAAUUGUAAAGAAAAUGGUAGUGUUACUUCAGAUGAUAUUUGCUUAAGUGACUCUGGUUACUCAGCUGAUGGGAGUGCUGUGUGUGAUCUUUCUCGGCAGGUUAGUCACCGAGGAAGUACAGACAUGAUUUCUAAUCCUACCAGUUUAUUAGACAUCAACCAGAUGAGUGAUCCAAGUAGCAAAUCCACAACAGUGUCCUCACUAGAAGUCGAAAGCAAUGAGGUAGAAGACGAGGAAAGUUCUGAAAGUGAUGGAAACAGUUCACCCUUAUCAUUAAAUAAAGAAAGAUUAUCUUUGAUAUUAGACAAUGUACGUCGGUUAUCUGUCGAAGAUACAUUUGAUAGUACUGACUUUGAUAGUGAGAACCAAACAAAUUCUGACUUAAAAUAAUGCAAUUUUAGGUAAUAUAUUUUGAAAUGUAUAGAAUCUAUUUUUGUAUAUACUGGAUUUUUAGAAUGAUUCAAAAGUACCAGCUCUAUUAUUCAUUUCCACAAUUAUUCACAAACAUUUUGAAUAAUUAUUUACUUCAAAAAUUCUUUGGAGUAAAAAUAUGCAAAACUUUUUUUAGAGCUGAUAAGAAAAUUUUUUUAAUUUUUGGUUAACAUCUGUCUUACAUAGACAUCAUUCCAAUCUGAAAUUAUUAUUUUUUUUUUUUUCACAUUCAUUUAUUCUUCUUUUGUUACUGCAGGUUGUAUAGUUCUGUAACUUUAAACAUUUUCGUUAAUUUUUGGAGUAAAUGAAUUUUUAGCUUAAUGUCAUUACAUAACAUUUUUAUGAAGCAUGAACGAUACUUUGCUUUCUUGCAAAGUAUAAACUGAACCAAACAGGAGAAUGUACUUGAAUUAAGAAUAUAAUGUAAUGAUUGAGAUAAGAUAUUAAGCGAUGAUCUAUAAUAGUUCAGGAAAUUGUUGAGAACUUUAACUACAUACUCUAAAAUAAAAAAAAAUUUUAAAAACCCAGAAAACAGAAAAAAAGUACAGUAUAAGUGAGUUAUUCAAGAAUGUGGGUUUAACCUUUUCACUUCCAUCAAAUCAUGGACCAUCUUUUAUUAAAGUGGUUUUUAUUUAAAUUAAAAUCUCAACCAAAAUCUACUCGCUACCAGAAUGGUAAUGCAAAAUUUCCACAGAUAAAUUUUUAUUUUUAAGUUAAAUUCAAAAAUCAAUUUAAUAUCCCAACAAGUAUUAUAUUUUAUUAAACUAUUCCAAAUUUUAAUUAUUGUGAAAAUUACUUGAAACACAUAGGCUGUCUAUCAUUUCUAAAAUAAUGGUAGCAAAAGCUUUAACCCUUUUGAUGCCAACCUGCCUGAGACUACUUCUGAUUCUCUGAUACAAACUUCUUGUUUUUAAGUGAUCUAAAUUAAUCCCUCAAGUAGGAAACACCAAUUUCAUAACGACAAAGCUAAUUAACUAAAUUCUUCAUUAUUUUCAAAAUUAAUAGAAAGUAAAUCAGUAUAUUUCAACAGAAAUACGGUAACAAAAGGGUUAAGCUAUGGAAAGGCAGCAUAUGCAACUGUAUUUGUCUCUUACAAUUUAUUUAAAAGUAUAAAUUUUCUCUCUUUCGCAUUCAAGUGGUACACAUUAAUAAAAAAAAAAAACAAACAAGAACCUAUCCAACUGUAAAAUACCUGCUCUAACAAUUUAUACAAAAUGUUUAACCUUGCAGAACCAUUCAUGCUAAUCCAAACUUAGUUUUAAAAAAUGUAUUUAUUGAGCAUUAUCAAAAAAAAAAAAAACAU
Molecule: messenger RNA, 3341 nt
Organism: Octopus sinensis (East Asian common octopus)
Lineage: Eukaryota; Metazoa; Mollusca; Cephalopoda; Octopoda; Octopodidae
Exons: 12
Coding region: 404-1996 (530 amino acids)
Biological process (GO): intracellular mRNA localization
Cellular component (GO): endoplasmic reticulum; nuclear outer membrane-endoplasmic reticulum membrane network; ribonucleoprotein complex
Molecular function (GO): mRNA binding
Source: RefSeq, a predicted model, not a curated record